This is a messenger RNA of Adineta ricciae, 720 nucleotides long. NCBI's taxonomy places the organism in Eukaryota, Metazoa, Rotifera, Eurotatoria, Adinetida, Adinetidae. The record is from the annotation of a GenBank genome assembly.
AUGAAAAGGUCUGAUAGUAAUGUAUAUCUGACGACAAAUCGAGAUUAUGGGUCGUUCUAUUCUGGCCGAUUACAGCAUGGUAAGAAAACUGCCGAUGAAGUAGCACGUGAGUUGAUGACCAAUGAUCAAAUUCGAAACGAACGCCGCCAACUGCCAUCGAUCGCUUACGAUCUUAUGUUUGAUAAGCACAGUUCUUUUCAAAUUGUUCACCGGAAUAAGAAGAGAUCUCAACCGGUUAUCUCACGCCUUCAGAUGAAAUAUAUGAAUGUGUCAACGAAGACAUACGAAGAAAGACAGCUGAUACUCAAAGAUACUUUGAAAGCCUAUGCAGCAUUCAUUGAAUGCAUCUAUGCAAAUAAACAAGAAAAAAAUCCUAAACUAUCAUGUGAUGUUUUGGAGCUUGUGGCUUAUGAACUUCAUUUGUUGAAUCCGGACCUAUCCUCCGAUGAAUUAGCUGAACAAAUGGUCGCAGUUACAGUUCCACAUGAAUAUUUAGGAAUGUCUUCUAUCAAUCCAGUCCAAUCAUACCCCGGUUCGGUGAAUGAUUGCGCAAAAACACCGCGUCUCCAACGACUUCUCGAUCAUUUCGAAAUUGCCAAAAAAAUGGUUCUAAACAGCAAACAAGAAUUCGACUCGACGAUGAUCAAUUCUCAGUCAUUACAUGGCACGCGCUACAUUUACAAUCCUUUCAAUAGUAGCAAAUCAUCUUGUCGAAUAUGA